AUGGAAUCGGAUUUAAGCACUUCAUCGUUAUCUUCGUCAUCUCCAUCAAUGAAUACUAGCACUAAAGACGAAAAUUCAGCUGCAUUAAAUGACGUUGUUGCGGUUUCGAAUGGCGCAGAUACUCGUACACAUUUCUUAAAACAAACGGAAUUAAUUAUGAACUUCGGAUAUGCGGCUGCUAGAACUGUCUUUGAUAUGAGUACUGAUCAACAGAAAACUUUAUUGGAUCGUAUAAAUGACCCUGGUCAAUUAGCAGUAACAACUGAUGGACAUGAUCUUUUAUCGAAUGCAUUAGAAAGAAAUAUUUUAGAAUACGGUGAACUUGUGGAAAUGGUCUGUUCUUUAGCAAUUCGUGAAGAUAAUGAUGUUACUGUCAAUCGCUUAGCUGAUUUAUUAGCUGAAGUAGCAUUAGAAAAAAAGAAUUUGGCAUUUAUAGAAAAAAAGUUGAGAAUGAAAAACGAUUUAGUAACUACUCGUUUUCUUAAAAAAUGUUUGUGGAAAAUAGGAAUACUUAUUGGAAAAUUAAAUGUGGAUCAUUUUGAUAAUUCACUUGCAUUAUUUAAUCAACAUUGUUGGCAAUUAAUUACCACUUAUUGCGAACCGUAG
Messenger RNA from Rotaria socialis, 606 nucleotides. NCBI's taxonomy places the organism in Eukaryota, Metazoa, Rotifera, Eurotatoria, Philodinida, Philodinidae. The record is from the annotation of a GenBank genome assembly.